Molecule: messenger RNA, 2408 nt
Organism: Myzus persicae (green peach aphid)
Lineage: Eukaryota; Metazoa; Arthropoda; Insecta; Hemiptera; Aphididae
Product: uridine phosphorylase 2
Exons: 7
Coding region: 314-1333 (339 amino acids)
Biological process (GO): uridine catabolic process; nucleotide catabolic process
Cellular component (GO): cytoplasm; cytosol
Molecular function (GO): uridine phosphorylase activity
Source: RefSeq, a predicted model, not a curated record
UGGAAUAGCGGGUACCGCAAGCGCGUGCAACUGUUGAUAUAUAUAUAUAUAUAUUGUUAAGCAUUACGGUUCGGGCGAAUUUUUUUUGUUCCACCACCGUACAGUGUUCUUCGAGUCCUUUCAGUAUUCGCGCCCACUCGUCUCCCGAAGGAAUAUUAGUGUAAUCGGUGGCGUAUAGUUUACGCGUCGUCACACAGUAUCAGACGAUUGUCGCCGAGAAGAAAACCUUAGCUACGCUACACAUACCAAAUAAAAUAAUAACUUUAUUUAUUAUAAUAUAUUAAAUUCGUUUGCGCCGGACCAAAGACUCGCAAUGUCUUUCUUUCAGGAGGAGAACGAUGAGUAUGAGGAUGUGAGCACUGUUAUGGUUCGAAACUCUCAUUUAGAUCUCAUGGAUCAAGAUAUAUUGUAUCAUUUGGCUCUAGGGAGUGGUUCACAUGACUUAAGAGCAAUGUUCGGCGAUGUUAAGUUUGUGUGUAUGGGUGGGACGCCGAAACGUAUGGAACAAUUUGCUUAUCGAUUGAUGGAAGAAAUAUCGUACAAAAUACCUACAGGUACCACGUUGCAAGACAUCAGUCGAUAUUCGUACAGAUACUCCAUGUACAAAGUUGGCCCCGUUUUAUGUAUAAGCCAUGGUAUGGGCAUGCCUUCUGUGGGAAUCCUUUUACACGAGACCAUCAAGCUGAUGUUCCACGCCAAAGUCGUAGAUCCUGUUUUCUUUAGGAUAGGUACAAGUGGUGGUAUUGGGCUGGAAGGCGGAACUGUGAUCAUUUCUGACGAGGCUGUGGAUGGAACUCUCCAACCACAUCUGGAAUUACAAAUUCUGGGCAAAACUGUGAAAAGAAGUUCGGUUCUUGAUAAAAAACUGCAGUGGGAGCUAAAAUCGCUAGCUGAACCAGAUGAUCCGUAUCCUACAGUGAUUGGCAAGACCGUAUGCACCAGUGACUUCUAUGAAGGUCAAGGACGUAUGGACGGAGCAUUUUGCGACUUCACCGAAGAAGAAAAAAUGGAAUACUUAGAAAAGUUAAAAUUUAAUGGUGUAAGGAACAUCGAGAUGGAAUCUUUAGCUUUCGCAGCACUCACGCACCAUGCGGGGAUUAAAGCAGCCGUGGUUUGUGUCACUCUUUUGGACCGGCUAAAAGGAGAUCAGAUCCACUACCCCAAAGAGGUGUUGGACGAAUGGCAGCAGAGACCCCAGAAACUAGUGUGCCGUUACAUAAAGAAAUACCUGUCAAAACGGGGUUUGAUAUUGAACAACCAUUGCGGGUCGGUGAACGUCAAGAGUCCCAGGAGGUUCAAGCUCGUCCAACAAGAAUCUGAAAGUUAUGACUAAAUCAAACAAUUCAAUACAAUACGCUUCCGGACGUAUGCCCCAACACGAUACGCCUAAAAUAUAAUAUUAAACUAUAACCGUUGACGAUACAAUACUACCUAUCUAUAUAUGAUAAUAUUUAUAUAAUUUACGCGGGUUUGUGUUUAACAAGGCUAUUUUAUUCCAAUUAUUUCUUCUUUUUUAAGACUUUUUCAUACUUAAUAUUAUAUUAUAUCUUUCUAUCAUACACCCAUAUAAUAUAAUACAUACCUAACCUACCAUUAAAUAUUAUAUUCUACGAUAUAUAUCUACCCCACUCUUUACAUAUUUUUUAACGUUUUGUAUAUUAACUAUUAUAUAUGUAUUAAGUUUAGCUUCUUUGUAAUAAAAACUUAGUGUACUAGUGAUAUUUUAACUGGUAGAAAACUAAAAGACCCACUUAUAUACGAUUUACAUGUUAUUGCAUACAACCGGGUUUUACUUAGGUAUAUAAAAUCUACUUGUUUGGUAUUUAAAUAUUAUAUAGGUACCUAGUUAGUUAUAGCUGGAUGAUUGUAUACUUGAAGUCUUCGAAAAAUAUUCCAUCUAAAAAUAAUUUACGUGUUUCAUUAUGAAAACCGCAUUUCAAACAACAAUUAUCGUUUAUGACGCCUUUGACUACAUUAUUAUUGCUCAAAAUUUGUUUGCACGUAAUUCCUAACACCAAUUAGUAGGCUACUAAAUGAUAUAAAUAAAACAAACCCCUUGUGUUAUGCACAUGCAAAAUUCGUAAUAAAUUUACUAAAUUUAGUCUAUAAACAAUAAUAUUAAUACAUUUUAACAAAUUUAGGUGCAAUCAAAAACUAAUUUUAGUAUGCUAACCAAGGUACUGUUAAAUAUACUGAUUAUUGUUAUACAAUUAUAGUGUAGUUAAAAUAAAUAUUUUUUAAUCAACGAUUUUGCAGAUCAUAAUAUCUUAUUGGACAUUUUUUCAAUGUAUAGGUAUUAUUUAUCAAAAUGACCUUCUUGUAUUAUCCAUUAGUUAGAGGUGAUUGUUCAGUAUAACCUCAUAUAUAAGAUCAUGUUAAUUAUUUUUCCUGUACAUUUUAUGUAAUUA